Hyla sarda is the source of this 954-nucleotide messenger RNA. RefSeq names its product COMM domain containing 9 (gene COMMD9). The record is from RefSeq and is a predicted model, not a curated record. Bases 172 to 780 code for a protein of 202 amino acids. The transcript is spliced from 6 exons. NCBI's taxonomy places the organism in Eukaryota, Metazoa, Chordata, Amphibia, Anura, Hylidae.
UUACAAUAAGAGAGGCCAAGUGAUUGGUUCAUCUGGUCACAUGACGGCCGUUUCCUGUAGAGCCCUGGCAGGCCGUGAGACUUCCGCCCAGCUGUUCUGUGAGAGAACUACAUCUACCAGAAUGCUUUGCGGGCCGGACGCGCCUUGAGAGAAGCACGUGAUGAGAGUCACAUGACGGAAGAGAUGGCGGUUCUGCCGGAGAGUGUAUUUCUCAGCCUGCAGCUCCUGUUAAAGGCCUCCUCCAAGGAUGUGGUGCAGAAGCUGUGCAGAGACGCCUUCCCCCGCCCGGCCCUCACCUCCAUCCAUCUGAUCGAUCAGGUGACGUCCGGCCUGUCCGUCACCUCAGAGGAGGCCACCCAGGUGAUACAGGCGGUGCACUCCCUCGCCCGGCACGUGGUGUACCGGGGGCUGACCUCCGCCGACCAGAUCCUUGCUGUCUUCCCCGACGACUUCCAUCAGAAUCUCAAGAACCUUUUGACCAAAAUCCUUCUGGAGAAUAUAUCUGCCUGGAAAAGUGAAGCCCAGGACACAAGCAUCUCUUUGCCGCGUCUGGUAGAUAUGGACUGGAGAGUGGACAUAAAGACCUCAUCAGACUCCGUCACAAGAAUGGCGGUGCCCACCUGUCUGCUGAAGAUGAAGAUCCAGGAGGAUCCAGGUCUCUGUGGGCCAGAACCAGCCACCUCCACACUGACCAUGGAGCUCAGUAAGGAAACCCUGGACACCAUGCUGGAUGGACUGGGCCGGAUACGGGACCAGCUGUCUGCUGUGGCUAACAAGUAGCUCAUGACUGCCCCCUACAGGAGAAACACCUGUAUUUUUCUGCUCUUAAAACGGAUGGCACGGACGCUGCAGACGUCAUGUGACAUUCCACAAACGAUAUAACCGUGCAUUUCCUGUAAAUAUAUAUUUUUUUCUUUCUAGUAUUAUAUUGUGUGUGUGUAUAUAUAAAAUAAU